Messenger RNA from Anopheles maculipalpis, 414 nucleotides. RefSeq lists its product as uncharacterized. The transcript has 3 exons. NCBI's taxonomy places the organism in Eukaryota, Metazoa, Arthropoda, Insecta, Diptera, Culicidae. The record is from RefSeq and is a predicted model, not a curated record. The coding region runs from base 42 to 392 and encodes 116 amino acids.
CCGUUGUUGUCAUUGGUGGGACGAAUCAGCGCACAACGCGAAUGAUUUGCAACUCGCACAAAGUGUCUGGUCGCAAAGCGCGAGAAAAUGUAAGCAGCCGAACCGACCGCCGUGCAACAGCAGCAAGUACGUCCGGGCCCGCUAGACGAACGAUCGAACGAACGGAAGAAACGACCCCCGGUGGCCAGUGUACAGCGUACCGCUGGACGCGCCCGAAGCAGCGUACUCGCAAGCGCCGAAAACGCAAGACACAGCUCGCCGGUGCGGCGACGCAACGGCACCGCUGGCACCGGACGACCGGCCAAGGUGUGCCCAACGAGCAACACCGCAAGGAUCAUCCCUCCAGUUUUGUGUGGCCAGCUAAAACUGGUAAGGUGACUGGGUGCGGUUAGUGUGUAUCCUUGCGAGGAUCGA